AUGUACCAGGAAGAUGGCCGACUUCGCUAUAUUGAAGGGGUUGACAAUGGCGAUGCACCGGCUCAUGAUGGCACCUUUGAGGUGAAGCAGGACAUCUUAGUCAGCAAAUUCAAGAAGUUUGUCAGGGAGUUCUCGUACAACACCCACAACGGGCAGACAGCAAUCACCUCGCUGAAGUACCGAGCACAAUUCAUGGAGAAUUGCGAGGAGGAGAACUACCGUUUGGAGGUGAGCUUGAACGACUUUAGCACGGAUAGCGAGGACGGUACCAUCUUGCACCACAACCUGGUGAACAGACCCACAGAGUUUGUGAAGCUUUGUGAGGGAGCGCUGCAGGACUUGUACAGGGAGUUCUUCCACAAGGAUGACCAGGACAUGCCUCAGAAGGUGCCUUUGAUGCAGCUGGCUUUCAAGACCGAUGCCAACCUGGAUGGAACUCUGGGAUCAACAAAGCCGAAGAUGAUCCGGGAGUUGACGUCUGACCAGGUGGAGAAAUUGGUUGUGAUUCAGGGCAUUGUGGCAUCUGUGAAGACUCCCCGUGACAAGGUUCGCAAGGUGGUGCUGAAGUGCAGCAACUGUGAGAACGUGGAAGAGGUGACUGUGGAGACUGGAUUCACAGCGGCGCACAUUCCUUCCAGCUGUAAGGGAAACGCCUUCCGUGCUGGGCAAAUGGAGAAGUGCCCUCCAAAUUCCUUCGUGGCUGUUGGAGACCUUUGUGAAUAUGCUGUGGACCAGUCUAUCCGCCUUCAAGAGCUUCCCGAACAUGUUCCAGUGGGAGAAAUGCCUCGUAGCAUCGAACUUUGCGCUCAGAUGUACGAUGUGGACCGGUGCACACCAGGAACGCGGCUCACCUGCAUCGGAGUCUUUUGCGCCACUGAAAAGGCAGCAGGCGACAAGCUGACCCGGGGGAGGAACCAGGGCACCAACACAGUGAAGUAUUCAUACAUCCAAGUUUUGGGCCUGCAACUGGAACAAGGAAAUCAGAGCCAGGGAGCUCUGAAGAUCUCGCCAGACGAGGAGGAAUACUUUGACAAGAUCUCGAAGGAUCCAAACAUCCGCGAGAUGAUCUUCCAGUCGAUUGCCCCAGCCAUUUGCGCGAGCGAGAAGGAUUCCAUCAGCCAAGUGAAGCGGGCCAUCGCAAGCCAGCUUUUUGGAGGAUCCCGCAAACACCUUCCCAGUGGAAAUCGCCUGCGAGGCGAUAUCAACGUCUUGUUGUUGGGAGAUCCUGGAACUGCAAAGAGUCAGUUCCUGAAGUUCGCCCACCAGGUUGCGCCUAUCGCAGUGUACACCAGCGGAAAGGGUAGUAGUGCAGCAGGUCUCACCGCAGCCGUGGUCAAGGACGGCAGUGGCUUCACCUUGGAAGGUGGUGCGAUGGUGCUGGCGGACAAUGGCCUGGUUUGCAUCGAUGAGUUUGACAAGAUGGAUGAGAAGGACCGAGUUGCAAUCCACGAGGCCAUGGAGCAGCAGACCAUCUCCAUUGCCAAAGCUGGGAUGACCGUCAUGCUCAACACCCGCUGCAGUGUUCUGGCGGCUGCCAACCCUCGAUUUGGCUCCUAUGACGACUUGUCCAACACUGCCGAUCAGAUGGACUUUCAGACAACCAUUCUGUCCCGCUUCGACAUGAUGUUUCUCGUCAAGGACGUUAGGGACCCCGAGCGCGACUACAGAUUGGCAAAGCACCUGGUUUCACUUCACAGUGGUGCUCAAACCGAGGAACACAAAGUGCCGCUCUCAACGCAGCAAUUGCGGAAGUACAUUGCCUACUGUCGCACCAAGUGCUCUCCACGCAUCACAUCAGAGGGUGCAGAGGUGUUGAAGAACCACUAUGUCACCAUCCGGAAGGCAAUGAAGUCUGAGAAGGCCACUAUCCCCAUCACCGUGAGGCAGCUAGAGGCAAUCGUCCGCAUUGCUGAGAGUCUCGCGAAGAUGGAGCUCAAACAGGAUGCAGACGUGAGCCACGUAGAAGAGGCGCUGCGUCUAUUCACCGUGUCUACCCUCGACUCUGCCAACCGCGAUCGCAAUGGUGUGGGUAUUGAUGUCCUCUCGGAGGAAGACAAGAAGGAAAAAUGCCAACAAAAUGCCACAGUACUUGCGCAUACCUUUGCGUUUUUGCCCUCUUGUGAUUUGAAAAGAGCCUUGUCCACGCAGUACAACUGA
This is a messenger RNA of Cladocopium goreaui, 2157 nucleotides long. The record is from the annotation of a GenBank genome assembly. NCBI's taxonomy places the organism in Eukaryota, Dinophyceae, Suessiales, Symbiodiniaceae.